This is a messenger RNA of Racocetra persica, 697 nucleotides long. NCBI's taxonomy places the organism in Eukaryota, Fungi, Glomeromycota, Glomeromycetes, Diversisporales, Gigasporaceae. The record is from the annotation of a GenBank genome assembly.
GAAAAUCUAUUAUUUAUUGUUGAGAUGUCUCAAGAUUUUGAAAAUUUCAGUGACAUCGAACGUAAUAAUGUCAGUCCGACAACUAUUGUCGAAGUUGAUAAUCCAAACAAUUCCCCUUUGCAUACAGAAAAUGAAUUAUCUGAUUCUAACACCAUUAACACCAUUAAUAACGAAAUCAAAGAUAUCAUUAAAUUCGACAAUAACAUUUCCAAACAUUUAUCGAUCUGGAGGAAGAGAUUAAUUCUCUUUAUUGUCUCUAUCGCAGCCAUGAUAGCCCCAAUGGCUAAUACCAUCCUAUAUCCAGCACUUGUACAGAUAUGUUCAGACUUUCAAGCCCCCGAAAUCUUUGUAAAUGUCUUAGCCUCUAUAUUUAUAUUUUUUAUGGGGUUUGGUCAAAUCGGUUGGGCCGCCUUCUCUGAUACAUUUGAAACUAGACGUAGAGUUUAUUUAAUAUGCAUGCCAUUAGUUCUUAUUUCAUGCGUUAUUUGUGCUGUUACUCCAAAUAUGUGGUUACUGAUGGUUGGUCGUGGUAUACAGGCAUGUGGAGCGUCAUCAUUGGUUCCAAUUGGAAGUGGCGUUAUUGCUGACAUGUAUGAAUUGACUGAACGUGGAUCUGCUUAUGGAUAUUUUUAUUUUAUAUACUUCUUUUCUGUUGUACUUGGACCAUUAUUUGGUGGAUAUUUUACGGAAUAUUUUG